Mytilus trossulus (common blue mussel) is the source of this 3069-nucleotide messenger RNA. Its product is annotated as WD repeat-containing protein 26-like. Gene Ontology annotation, molecular function: protein binding. The transcript is spliced from 15 exons. Lineage: Eukaryota; Metazoa; Mollusca; Bivalvia; Mytilida; Mytilidae. Gene Ontology annotation, biological process: proteasome-mediated ubiquitin-dependent protein catabolic process. The record is from RefSeq and is a predicted model, not a curated record. The coding region runs from base 192 to 1919 and encodes 575 amino acids. Gene Ontology annotation, cellular component: GID complex.
GAAGCAAAACAAUCUUAGGAAUAGAAAGGAACUGGGUGCUCUAAUUCUUAGUAAAUUUAUGGUAUUAUUGACAGUCUAUAUGGUUCUGCGAGGAACAGAUAGGUUAAAAGACAAUACUGGCAUCCUCGUCAGACUCUGAAAACGGUGGAUUUUCGCCCCCACCGCGUAAAAAACAGCGAAUUGCUGAGAAUAUGCAGUCGAACGGCUGUCCACAACACAAUGGAACAAGUGGGGAACCUGCAUCGACAUCUCAACAAAACGGAGCUUGUCUGACAGUAUCAAACGGACAACAUAACGACAAUCCUUCUCAAACAAAACCCAUGUCUCAAACUGACCAAGACAUUGUUAGAUUAAUUGCUCAACAUCUGAGAGGACUUGGAUUGGACCAAACAGCUGAACAAUUGAUAAAAGAAUCGGGAUGUAUGUUAGAACAUCCAGCUGCUGCAAGACUUCGGUCCCAUGUCAUGGAUGGUGAAUGGGUUAAGGCUGAAUCUGACCUGGAGGACUUGAAAUCUCUGAUAGAAUCUUCACAUGGACUUAUUAAAAUGAAGUUCAUGAUACUUGAACAAAAGUAUUUGGAGCUUCUAGAAGAUGGUCGCGAGAUGGAGGCUCUACAUUGUCUCAGACAUGAACUGACCCCCAUGAAAUACAACACAGAAAGAGUUCAUGAACUUAGCUCAUAUAUGAUGUGUUGUAAUGCUGAAGAUUUACGUAAGACUGCUAAUUGGACUGGUAAAGGAGUCGAUUCUAGAUCUUUAUUGAUAGAAAGGUUACAAUCCUUCUUACCACCCACAGUUAUGUUACCUCCUAGACGUUUGCUGACAUUACUUAACCAGGCGGUAGAACUACAGAAAGAUAAAUGUCCAUAUCACAAUACCAAGAUUGAUAACAAUCUGGACGCUGUAUCAUUGCUCAUUGACCAUGUUUGUAGCAGAGAACAGUUUCCGUCCACCACAAUACAGAUAUUAACUGACCACUGUGAUGAAGUUUGGUUCUGUCGUUUCUCACCAGAUGGCACCAAAUUAGCCACAGGAUCAAAAGACGGUUCCUUGAUCAUCUGGGAAAUAGACAUGGUCACAUAUGAACUUAAACACAGACGAUCAUUUGAGAAUCAUGCUUAUGGUGUUUCAUUCAUUGCCUGGAGUCCAGAUAGUACACAUAUAUUGGCAUGUGGCCCUGAUGACUGCUCAGAUCUAUGGAUGUGGAAUAUAGAGACUGGGACUUUACGAUUUAAAAUGAGUCAGUCUCAGGAAGAUAGUUUAACUACUGCAGCUUGGCAUGCCGAUGGGAAAAAGUUUGUCACUGGUGGAAUUAGAGGACAGUUUUAUCAAUGUGAUUUAGAUGGAAACAUUAUGGAUUCCUGGGAGGGUGUACGUGUACAAAGUAUGGCGUUCCAGGUAGAUGGGAAAUACGUAUUAGCUGCUGAUACCCACCAUAGAAUAAGGGGAUAUAACUUUGAUGAGUUAACAGACUUUAAUAUAAUUCAAGAAGAUCAGCCAAUCAUGUCUUUCACAUUAAAUGAACCAGGACGACUAGCUCUGCUAAAUGUAGCAACCCAGCUUUUCAGAGUAGAGGGUGUUCAUUUAUGGGAUAUUAAAGAUAAACUUUUAUUAAGAAAAUUCCAAGGAGUAACACAAGGAUUUUAUACAAUACAUUCCUGCUUUGGAGGAUUAAACCAAGAUUUUGUAGCUAGUGGAAGUGAAGAUCAUAAAGUUUACAUUUGGCAUUUAAGACGUGAGAUGCCUAUAUCUGCAUUAGAAGGACAUUCACGAACUGUUAAUUGUGUUCAUUGGAAUUCUAAACUUCCAGGAAUGUUAGCCAGUGCUUCAGAUGAUGGAACUGUAAGGAUAUGGGGACCCAUGGAUAAACUUAAAACCAGUAAUGGCUGUGAAGAAUCAGGCAGAAGUACACCUGUAUAACAGUACAUCAUCUGUAGUUUUAGCAGCAAAUUACCUCUGUGAUCUCAUUGGCCAUAACUCAUUUAGGAACAACAACAAAUCGACUGUGUCAUUGAACAUCUACACCAGAAACAACUAAUCAAUUGUGUCUUAUAAAACAUCUACAUCAGGAACAACAACAAUUCAACUGUGUUAUCAACAUUAUCUACACCAUGUUCACUGGGAACUACAUCACAUCAACUGUCAUUUUCAAUAACUACACUGGGAACAUCAAAUCAAUUGUGUCAUAUAAAUCGACUGUGUCGUUUUCAUCUACAUGAGGAACAAAAAAUCAACUGUGUCAUUUAAAAUAUCUUUAACAUCUAAAACAGUAACAACAAAUCUAUUGUGUCAUAUAAAAUAUCUAUAACAUCUACACCAGGAACGACAACAAAUGAACUGUGCUAUCUACAACUUUUACUUGAGGAACAACAAAUUUGUUGUGUCUUAUAAAUAAAAUAUCUGCUCCAGCAACAAGAUCUACACUGGGAACAACAACAAAUCAACUGCCAUUUAUAACAUCUACUGCAGGAACAUCAAAUCCAUUGUGUCUUGAAAAUCAUCUACACCAACACUUAGAAUGACAAAUCAAUUGUGUCAUAUAUAUAUAAAUAUCAACUAUACCGGUAAUAACAACAUCAAUCUUGUCAAUUUUAACAUCUAAACAUAUCAAAUACAUUAACGCAUUCUAAGCUAAGUUGUAUGGAACAAUCUUGUUACAAUCUAUAACUUGGCAGUUUUGUCCGUUUGUGACAACUUGCAAAAGCUAGGAUGUUGACUCUGACAAAGCUUGUCUUUAUCAAUUUAGCUUUGCAUUUGAUUCCUAUAGUUCCCAAUUUAUUGCCUAAUUUUUGUCAUUUUGGUUUCACAUUUUAUACCCUUUUUGUUAUAUUCCAUCCAAUAAACAAUGGUAUCCACAAGACCACACAGAUUAAUGAUUCCACAGUACACUGUCAUAAUUCUGAUAUUUCAUUUCAAAGUAAGUCUGUUUUAACAUUUUACUUAGUAACUGCUGAUAUAUUGUAGAAUAUGAAAUAAGGUCUAAUAUCAGUCAGCUAAUUAGUGACAUCUGGUAUAACUGAGAAAAGAUAGUUCAAUAUGUGAACUUCAACCUUGACCUCACAUACUUAUA